UUUUCUUAAACUUCAUCUUUUUCCUUUACACAGUUGUUUCAUUUCCUAAAAAGAGAUAGCACAGGGAUGAGCAUCUCUGUUAUCGACUUUGUGCGUACUUUUUUAUUAGAAGCGAAUAAUGAUAAGAAAGGCAGUACAUUGCCAGAUUUAUCAUGGAUAAAUGUAGGCAUUGCUUCAACCUUUAUUUUGAUCAAUGGUAUUAUAUCAUUAUCACUGGGGCUGAAGCUCGAAAAAUCACUUUUGACGAGCUCUAUACGUUGCAUUGUUCAAUUAACGUUCAUGGGUUAUAUCUUGGAGAAUAUUUUCAACGCAAAGAACCCAUAUUUAGUGAUGUUGAUGACCUUUGCCUUGAUAUUCCUCAGUUCAUGUGAAACGGCUUAUAAUAAAACAGAUUGGUCUUAUUCAGGGAUGUUUCCAUCCGUUUUACUAUCAACAGCAUUUUCAACUAUAUUCAUUGGGAUUAUAGGAACACGAUACGCCAUGGCAGAAAAGAACUUUUGGCUACCAGAGUUUUUUAUACCUACUAUUGGCUUGUUGCUAGGCAUCACUUCUGGUGCAAUGGCAGUAGGGUUAUCUACUUGCCUGACAAAAGCAGGCAGACAAGCGGAACAAAUCGAGACGUAUUUGAGCUUUGGAGCGAGUCGUUGGGAAGCAGGGAGAGCAGUAGCCAUUGAAGCUAUCCGUAUCGCCAUGUUACCGAGCAUCAAUAAUAUGUCAGUCGUCGGCUUGAUUACAAUUCCGGGUGCCAUGACCGGUCAGAUUCUUGGCGGAGCACCUAUUAUGAAUGCAGUAAGAUACCAGCAAAUUGCUACCUUCAUGAUUUCUGCUACAACAGGUUUAGCUGUUCUAUCAGUGGUUUAUGUGAGUCACUUUUUCUGCCCAAUGAUAACAUUCGAAUACUGCUAUAUUGACGCUUGAAUGGCUAGUUCUGCAUUCAUCAUUUGAUAGAUAAAAGACAUCGUCUGCGGCCAGAAAGGGUUCAUAAAUACAAAGCAAACAUCUUUCAUGAUAUAAAGGCGAUGUUUUUAGACGUGUGGCAUGGAUUUUCGGAUUUGGAAGAACAGUAUCAAAACCAUUGAAACCGAAAAAGAAUCAUGCAAAGUUCUGGUAGCUUGGUCAUCUGCCGUUUCUAUUUUUGGUGAUCCUCAUUUAACUUGUAUUUCUCCCGCACUCCUUUUUAUCUAAACCAAUUGCAAGUCAAUGCUUAAUACCUCUUUCUCUUUUCGUAUUCAAUCCUUUUUUUU
Molecule: messenger RNA, 1244 nt
Organism: Mycotypha africana
Lineage: Eukaryota; Fungi; Mucoromycota; Mucoromycetes; Mucorales; Mycotyphaceae
Product: UPF0014 family
Exons: 5
Coding region: 67-918 (283 amino acids)
Source: RefSeq, a predicted model, not a curated record